AUGGAUUCUACAAAACCUCAAUCAUCACCUGUUAUUUCACGACUUGAUAAAAAUUUAGUACAUAAAAUUUGUUCUGGUCAAGUGGUCGUUACACUUGCUUCAGCUGUGAAAGAACUCUUGGAGAAUAGUAUUGAUGCAAACGCCUCUAAAAUAGAAAUUAAGUUAAGAGGUCAUGGUAGUGAUUCUAUUGAAGUAAUUGACAAUGGCAGUGGAAUCAAAGAAGAAGAUUUUGAAGGUCUUACUGGAAAGUAUUGUACUUCAAAACUAAACACCUUCGAUGAUUUAAGUUCAGUGGAAACCUAUGGUUUUCGUGGGGAAGCUUUAUCUUCACUGUGUCGUCUAGCAAGAGUCACUAUACACACAUGUGCAGCAGGCGUGAAAAUGGGUACAAAACUUGAAUUUGACUCAUCAGGACAAAUAGUUAACCGACGUGGUAUGGCUAGAGCACAAGGCACUACUGUAUGCGUAAAUGAAUUAUUCUAUGAUCUACCAGUUCGUCGACGUCAUCUGACUGAUCCAAAUCGUUUAUCUAAAGAAUUUUCAAAAGUUAUCAAUCUGUUAACAGCCUAUUGUCUUGUCUGUGUUGGCAUACAAAUCUCAUGUAAUCGUAUUGGAAAGAAAGGUGAAUUAAUUAAUGUUAUCUCAAAUGGUCCAUCUAUAUCAGUCAAGGAUAAUAUUGCUGCGAUUUUCGGUCAUACACAGUUGAAUAGUCUUAUGGAAUUGGAAGAAAUCGAUGCCAUUCCAGAUGAUAUAUGCGAAGAGUUCGACAUCAAUCGGACGUCUGAUCAAAAUUCUAUCAGGAUAUCUGGAUAUGUGAGUAAACCUCCAAAUCUUAUUUCAACUGAUAAUAUAUCAUCGCCAGUGAUGAAUUCCUCCUUGACACUGUCAUCAUCAUCAAACGGGAAACGUCGUGCUUCAUCUGUCUGUGGUCAUUCCUCAUCUGAAAGACAAUUUGUUUAUGUCAAUGGUCGACCAUGUGAUCUCCCGAAGUUAACACGUCUAGCUACCGACCUAUGGCGUCGUUGUUCUCGAGAAGCUUAUUCAUCAAUCACUUCUGGGAUAAGUUUACCCAAUCGAAGUACAUGUGCUUCAUUUCCAGUCCUUGUAUUAAUGUUAACUAUGCCUACAAAAACUGUUGAUAUCAAUUUAACUCCAGACAAAAGGACUCUAUUAUUACAUCAUGAGAAUUAUGUUCUGGCUUUAGCUAAAGCAGUACUUGUUAAAACUUUAUUUAAUUCUAUUGGAAUGGAUAUCGAUAGUCUGUCACAGUCAAGAUUAAAUCUCAAUGAAUCACAAAUUGUAACAAUGCCGAAUAAUCAUGAUGGGAAUGAUCGUGAAAAUGGCGUCGGCGGUGAUAGUGUCUUCGGUGGCUCUCAGGAAGUCUCUUUUUCUACUCCAACGUAUCCACGUCAAUCUACUCUAUCGGAUAAUGGUGUAUCAUCAACUAAAAGAGCACCCUAUUCUGAAGAUGUACAGUCAACACAAAUAGAAAUAAUCAACCUUACACCUGAAACACCUAUACGUCAAUCCAGAGACGAAAAUAUCUCCUUGGAAAGUAGUCAACCAAUUGAUUCCCAAGAAGGCGACGUGGAAAAUUGUGAUGAAAUUGACAAUAUGGAGGAUCAGAUAUAUUUCAAUAAUAUACAUUUAGAAUCAACGGAGGUGAAUUUUUCUAUGGACAAUUUACGUAAUCGUUGGAGUGAACUGCUACAGACGUUGUCAUCUACUCAUGGAAUCGAUCAAUCCUCCAGGAAUGAUGUUGUCGGAUAUGAUGAUGAGCAGGGUGAUAAUAAUAAUAAUACCAAUAAUGACUGUGAUGUGGGGAAUUUUUCAUUUGGACAAUUUAGAGCUACAGAAGAUAAAGAAGCUGAGAAUGAAUUGACAAUGUAUUUCAAAAAAGAAACAUUCAAUAGUCUUCAAGUUAUUGGACAAUUUAAUCUUGGCUUUAUUAUUGCACGUCAUCGCAACGAUUUAUUCAUUAUUGAUCAACAUGCAAGUGAUGAAAAGUAUCGAUUUGAACAAUUGGCUGAAAAUUAUCGAUUUAAAAGUCAACCUUUAGUUGUGCCACAGAAGCUACAUUUAACCAUUGCUAAUGAACAAAUAUUAAUCAAUAAUUUGGUUGUUUUCGCGAAAAACGGAUUCGCAUUUCGUAUUAAUGAUAAUGAACCACCAGGUGAACAAGUGUUUCUUGUCGCUGCACCAAUGUUAGAGAAUAAGCUGUUCAGUUACAGAGAUAUUGAAGAAAUGCUGUUCGUUUUAUCUGAAACAUGUACUAAAAGAUGUCGACCAUCUCGUCUGAGAGAUAUACUCGCUUCAAGAUCAUGUCGUAGUGCUGUUAUGAUUGGGACUGCAUUGGAUCAUAAGAAAAUGAAACGAAUUUUAACAAAUAUGAGUACAAUGGAUCAUCCUUGGAAUUGUCCACAUGGUCGUCCAACUAUGCGGCAUCUUUUUCAUUUAGGUAUCUUAGAUAAAGAAUGA
This is a messenger RNA of Trichobilharzia regenti, 2478 nucleotides long. The record is from the annotation of a GenBank genome assembly. Lineage: Eukaryota; Metazoa; Platyhelminthes; Trematoda; Strigeidida; Schistosomatidae.